AUGGAUGACGCUGAGCCGAUUGGCGCUUCGCAAAUCAUUCCCAACCUGCCCCUGUGGAGAAUACAGUCAGCAGCGCUUCCUGGUGCACAGGCAGUGCUGCAUGUGCAUGUCCCUCACUACACCCACAUGUUCAAACAGCUUCUCGCUGGGCCAAGGCCAUGGCGAUUCGGGCACAUCUACCUGCCCGGUGGCUCAACAAAUCUGGGCAGCCCAGAGUACGUGCUGGCACCGGGAAGCAAAGCUCCUCUCACGGGCUCGCUCAUGGAAAUACUGAGCUUCCUCUGGAUGAAGGAUGGCCGACUGCUGGUGCUCGCAGUGGGCGUUUGCAGAAUCAGGGUAGUAAAGGCACAACAGGCUGUGCCGUACUCGCGAGCUGAUGUGGAGGUGUGGCCUGAUGAGGAAGAGGUCGCCGGCCAGAGGACUGCUGCCAUGCACGCCGUGGACGCAUGCAUGAGCAGUGGAGACAUAGACAUGUCUGCUGCCAUGCAGACUGUGGAUGCUGCGGCCAUGGCUGCUGCCAUUGGCUGGUCUCAGGUAUGGCAUGAGUAUGAGCUGUCGCCGGUGCGAGCCCUGGUGGUGGACGAGGAUCUGAGCAAUGCAGAGCCAGGGGAGGGAACGCGCAGCAAGGAGGGCAUGUUUGCGCCGCCCAAGCUACUCUGGCGCAGCGUGCUCGCCUCCCUGCAGGGCCUCACUGUGGAGAAGGGUCACAAUGCGCACCGGGAGGUCAACAACCUGUUGAGGGAUUAUGCAGACAGAGCGGCAGAAGUUGCUUCUUUGGCUGCGGAGCUCCUGGCCCACAGAAAAUUUGGAGGACAGACUGGCAAUGCUGGGGAUGUCCCCUUGCUGAGCGACGCGCCCAGGAGAAUGAACACCACCAGUGAGAGAGGCCUACGCUCAAGAGGCGUGUCGGAGCCAACAAAGGCUGCGGUUGAGGCGGCGCAGAGGUCUCAUGCAGCCACAGCGGCAAAGCCAUCACCAGAACUAGAGGAUGUAUUGGUGCUGGAGCGUCUGAUCUGGCAGACUUUGGACAGCAUUGUAGUGUUGGCAGCCAGGGCCAAGAGGGUGGUCAGAGAGGAAAGCUUUGAUCAUGCAGAGGGCCGCCAGGCAGUACUGGAGGCGCGGACAACAUCUGCUCGCCUGAAGCUUAUUUUGGAAGUACUGCUUGAACAGCGCAACAGGCUGCAGGCGCUUGCAGCACUGCGUGUGGCAGGAGAGGGCUCUUGA
Coccomyxa subellipsoidea C-169 is the source of this 1224-nucleotide messenger RNA. RefSeq lists its product as hypothetical. Lineage: Eukaryota; Viridiplantae; Chlorophyta; Trebouxiophyceae; Coccomyxaceae. The transcript has 8 exons. The record is from RefSeq and is a predicted model, not a curated record. The coding region runs from base 1 to 1224 and encodes 407 amino acids.